GUGCUGGGGGUGUGUGAUGAGAUGUUGGGAAUUUUAAAGAAAAGCGUAAAUCAGAUUGAUUCACACAGCAUAUAAUUUAAAAUGUCGUAAGUUCUUUGAUUCUACUGAUUUUCACGGUUCUAGCUAAAAAACUGUGACUUGCUGAGCCUUUCAAUUUUUUUGCCUAUGGGGAAAUUUUAAGCUGAAAAAUGCCCGCUGUAAGAAAACCGUACGAAGUAUUGUUCAAAAGCACAAGCAACGUAAUUCAGUGGUUGUAACAUGAAAGCAGUAGAAGGAGAAGCAUAUAGAAAAACGCAAAUAGAAUAAUAAUAAUAAUAAUAAGAUUUUUUCCAAGCCAACUUAAUAAUUCUCAAUCACAGUGGAUAUAAGUUGCCUAGCUGGUGAACUAUCUCUGUUUUGUGUGUGAAAGCUGGUUAGCUAUGCUAGUGUAAAUAGCUGUAAAUAAGAUUAAAUAGGCUGUUGGAAUGCUAGGUUAGCAUAUCUAGCUACUUUAUGAUCAGUGUUCACAGCAGUAGCUACUUCAGACUGCAUUUACUUUAAAUAUGAUACGACCAGAAACCAUUUAAUAUGAACUGCUCAUACUACUACUACUACACACACAGACACAGAGUGAGUCGACCGCAGUGUUUUAAAGGAACUGGGAGCUGAAUGAUCAGGGAGGUCAGUCAGAUCUGGAUUAUAAGAUAUUAAACAUAUUAAACUAUAUAAAUCAGUUUAGAAUGUCGUGUUAUAUUUUUUAAAAACUACAUUUUACUACUUAGUAAUAAUCUGAACUGAAGGGUAUUAUUUAUAAUAACAUAAAUAUCAGAUCAGUACUGUCUAAAACUCAGCAAUAAGAGUCUCUUAGUAGCUGAACAGACUUUAGUCCUGUCUCUGUUUCUCUUUCUUUAAUGCUCAGGACCCCACAGGACUGCAGUAACACUGAUUAGCAUGGUGGUGGUGUAUGAGGUGUUAGUGUGUGUUGUGCUGGUAGAAGUGGAUCAGACACAGCAGUGCUGCUGGAGUUUUUAAAACACUCCUGCAGCUCUGAAAGGGCUUGUUAAUGAACUGAUUAUUUGGGCGUUUGAGAGGUUCAAGCUGCCAAUGUUGGGUUCUUGAACACCCUUGUUGAGUCCAAAUCCCAUCUGAUUGUUGUGUCUUAUCUUGUCUACUCUUCUGAAUAUUCAGUGCAAUUACACAUUCUCACCAGAGAGGUCUCCAAAUCUCACAAACGUGCAGUCUGUCCCUUUAAGUGAGAUUAAAAGUAAAAUCUGAUCCUUUCCGGUUUUCCGGAGUGUGAAUCUGUGUGUAUCUUGCCUGGCUCUACAGUUUUGUCAUUAAUGUAAGUUUUCCUGAGUCUCUACAAUAAUUCCUGUUUGAGUCAGACAGUGUGAGUAUUGUAAUCUUGGCUAAUAAGGAGAAUUACAGGAUAGUUCUGUUCACUUUUCUCCAACAGAGAACCAGGAAACAAAAUCUUCACACUGUAAAAUGGCAGAAGCUGGUAUUUUGGUAGUUCAGGAUGAGUUCAGCUGUUCAGUCUGCCUGGAUCUCCUGAAGGAUCCAGUGGCUAUUCACUGUGGACACAGUUUCUGUAUGGUGUGUAUUAAUGGGUUCUGGGAUGAGGAGGAUCAGAAGAAGAUCUACAGCUGCCCUCACUGCAGACACACCUUCACCUCAAGACCUGUCGUGAGUAAAAACACCAUGCUGGCUGAGGUGGUGGAGAAACUGAAGAAGACGAGACUCCAGGCUGCUCCUCCUGAUCACUCUUCUGCUGAUCCUGAAGAUGUGGAGUGUGAUUCCUGUACUGGGAGAAAACACAAAGCCGUCCAGUCCUGCCUGGUGUGUCUGGCCUCUUACUGUGAAGCUCACCUCCAGCCUCACUACCAAUCUCCAGCCUUUAAGAAGCACAAGCUGGUCAAAGCCUCCAGACGACUCCAGGAGCAGAUCUGCUCUCAGCACGAUAAACUGCUGGAGGUUUACUGUCGCACCGACCAGCAGUGUAUCUGCAUGCUGUGUACCAUGGAUCACCAUAAAGGACAUGAUACAGUGUCACUUAAAGCAGAAAGAUCUGAGAAACAGAAGCAGGUGGUGGAAACACAGAGGAAAUACAAGGAGAGAAUCCAGGAGAGAGAGAAGGAGUUUCAGGAGUUAAUAGAAGCUGUGGAGAAUCACAAGCGCUCUGCUCAGACAGCAGUGGAGGACAGUGAGAAGAUCUUCACUGAGAUGAUCCUCUCCAUUGAGAGAAGACGCUCUGAGGUGAGGCAGAUGAUCAGAGAUCAGGAGAAAGCUGCAGUGAGUCGAGCUGAAGAACGUCUGAAGAGACUGGAGCAGGAGAUCACAGAGCUGAAGAGGAGAGAUGCUGAUCUGGAGAAGCUUUCAUUCACAGAGGAUCACAUCCAUUUCCUCCAGAGUUUUCAGACUCUCUCAGCUCCUCCUGGAUCUUCAGCAUCACCUGCUUUUACUCUCAGUCCUCUCAACACUUUUGAAGUUGUUAUGAAGUCUGUUUCUCAGCUGAGAGGAAAACUAGACGAAUUCUGGAAAGAGGAAUUUGAGAAGACAUCAGCUGCAGUGAAGGAAGUGCAGAUCAUUCUUCCUCCUGAACCCAAAAGCAGAGAAGAGUUUCUGCAGUAUUCCUGUCAGCUCACACUGGAUCCAAACACAGCUUUUAAAUACUUCCUCCUGUCUGAGAGGAACACAGUGGUGACCCGCAGCACCACUGUCCAGCCAUAUCCUGAUCAUCCAGACAGAUUUGAUAGAUGGGCUCAGGUUCUGUGUAGAGAGAGUGUGAGUGGACGCUGCUACUGGGAGGUUGAGUGGAGAGGAGAUGGAGGGGUUGAUAUAGCAGUGUCUUAUAAAAGCAUCUCCAGGAAGGGAGGAGGCGAGGAGUGUGGGUUUGGAUGUAAUGAUCAGUCUUGGAGAUUGUUAUGUUAUUCCUCCAGAUACAUAUUCAAAUACAAUAACAGAGAAACUGAAAUCUCUGGAGUGCCCGUCUCCUCUAGAAUAGGAGUGUAUGUGGAUCACAGGGCAGGAACUCUGUCCUUCUACAGCAUCUCUGAUACCAUGACCCUCAUCCACAGAGUCCAGACCACCUUCACUCAGCCGCUCUACGCUGGGUUUUGGUUGAGCUCCAACUCAUCAGUAAAUCUUUUACUUUCAGCAAAAUAGAUGAACAUGCAGAACAAAGAGAAGAGCUGGAUGAGAUCAGAUAAGAACUGCAGAAUCUAGACUGUAGAGCUGAUUAAAUAAAGUUAUAAUAGUGCUGGGAGAUAUUGUUAAUAUAAAUAAUCAUAAUUCUGAACGGUAAUUACGUCUGUCCCAGAUUAGAACUGCAGGUACAUUUCCUGUAUGGAAAGAUUUAUUCAGAUUUAGCGUUAAAUAGUUUAAACUGUUUAUAUCAUUAACAGAGCUCACAGUAACAGAGUUCAUAUUUUAAACUUCAUAUUACUGAAUUUUAUUAAUUUUUAACACAUUAUCAUUUAUUAUAAACUGAAUGAAAGAUCACAAUAAAAUGUUUAAAUUAUUAUACUGUUUUUUUAUCCUCAACAUUUUUACAUUAAAACAAAGAGAGAGGAAAUCUAUGUGUUAAUGCUUUAACUUUAAUUUUACAAUUUAUGUAAUAUCAAAAGGAAAGAACAAAAUAUAUACAACACAUAGUCAAAUAUAAUAGAAAAUAUACAUUUAACUUACUGUACACUACACACAUUAACUUACACUAUGAAACACAGUUUUACAAUAUUGCACUGUUGAUUGUAGCUUAAAUUUAAUAUAUUUAUCAUCGCUGUCACAUAAAAACAUUAUAUCUCUAAAGUAGCAACUUUACAUUUAUAUUUGCCCUUUCAUCAGGAAAUAUUGACACAGUAUGAAGAUAAAGUAUAAACAUAAGAUACAGUAGACAUAAGGUUUUUGUGUUACAGCAGUUUUAAACUAAUUAAUCUAAUAUAUGUGCUUCUAUGUUGAGUUGAUUUAUUUGAGCAUUUUAUCAUUUAACUCUACACAGUUCUCUGUAUUAAUUUGAUUUUAUUUGUAAUGUACUCAGAUUGUAUUCCUGUAAUCUUGUAAUGUUGUGGGGUAUAUCUUAUAAAUAAUAAAGUGGGAGCUGAAAGCUCAGAACAGAGGAUCUAAUUUGUCUAAUUAUUACUAUUAGUUCUGGUUUUCAGAGCACUAGGAGCAGAUGUCUGGGAUAAAUGGCUGAAGAUGGAGCUGUUUUCUCAUUGGUGUCUUUUGCAGCAUUGAA
Astyanax mexicanus (Mexican tetra) is the source of this 4213-nucleotide messenger RNA. Its product is annotated as tripartite motif-containing protein 16-like. Lineage: Eukaryota; Metazoa; Chordata; Actinopteri; Characiformes; Acestrorhamphidae. Gene Ontology annotation, molecular function: zinc ion binding; protein binding. The record is from RefSeq and is a predicted model, not a curated record. The transcript has 6 exons. The coding region runs from base 1468 to 3144 and encodes 558 amino acids.